CAACAGCAGCACACAUAAACCAAAGCUGGGGAGGAUUUUCAUGUGUGCUGGUGGAAAGAGGUUUGCAGCGGGAGCACCGACUCCGAGUUGAAGGAGAAACUGAGGAAACGAAGCUGCUGCAUUAGAAACAAAAGAUUAGAGACCUAAUCAUGAUGUGGUGUUUUUGUCUGACCUUUGCACUUUGCAUGGGAGGAAAACUUGCUGCAGGACAGAGAGAUGGAGAAAUUAUCAGUCAGAUUAAAACGACAAACAUGGUGUUGGCUGAGAUUAAAGAGCUGCUGAAACAACAGAUCAGAGAGGUCGUGUUCCUGAAGAAUACGGUGAUGGAGUGUGAAGCCUGUGGAAUGGGGGGGAUCCAACCUGUCUCCCCCUGUGAGCCCAACCCCUGUCACCCCGGGGUGAAGUGUGUGGAGACUCCUGAGGGCCCAGAGUGUGGACCUUGUCCUGAUGGCAUGAAGGGAAACGGGACCCGAUGCAUCGAUGUAGAUGAGUGUACCGUGAUGCCCUGUCACAUGGGCGUCCGUUGUAUCAACACCUCCCCUGGUUUCCGCUGUGGCUCCUGUCCUGCAGGAUACACCGGACCCCAGGUUCAGGGAGUCGGGCUUGCCUAUGCAACUAACAACAAACAGGUGUGUAAAGAUAUCGAUGAGUGUGAAGGUCCCAACAAUGGAGGCUGUGUGGAAAACUCUGUGUGCAUGAACACUCCUGGCUCGUUCAGGUGUGGACCCUGUAAAACAGGUUACAUUGGGGAUCAGCGGCGUGGCUGUAAGCCCGAGAGAGCGUGUGGGAACGGUCAACCAAAUCUGUGCCACACCAACGCCGACUGCAUUGUCCAUCGAGAUGGCACAAUCGACUGUCAGUGUAAAGUGGGAUGGGCCGGCAAUGGCUACCUCUGUGGGACUGAUACUGACAUUGACGGUUUCCCUGACGAAAAACUGAACUGUCCUGACAGGAACUGCAAUAAGGAUAACUGUCUCACCGUACCAAACUCUGGCCAAGAGGAUGCUGAUGGCGAUAAAAUUGGAGAUGCAUGCGAUGAUGAUGCAGAUGGAGAUGGGAUCCUCAAUACACAGGAUAACUGCAAGCUGGUGCCCAACGUGGACCAGAGAAACAUUGAUGAGGACGACUUUGGCGAUGCCUGCGAUAACUGCCGUGCAGUCAAAAACAACGACCAGAAGGACACAGAUUUGGACAAAUAUGGUGAUGAAUGUGAUGAAGACAUCGAUGGGGAUGGAAUUCCUAAUCACCUGGAUAACUGCAAAAAAGUUCCCAACUCUGACCAGAAAGAUCGGGAUGGUGACAAAGUGGGGGACGCCUGUGACAGCUGUCCUUAUGUUCCCAACCCUGACCAGACGGAUGUGGACGAUGACCUGAUUGGUGACCCCUGUGACACUAACAAGGACAGUGAUGGCGAUGGUCACCAGGACUCCCGGGACAACUGCCCAGCCGUCAUUAACAGCUCUCAGCUGGACACAGACAAAGACGGGAAGGGAGACGAGUGUGAUGAUGACGACGACGACGAUGGUAUCCCAGACCUACUGCCACCUGGUCCAGACAACUGCCGUCUGAUCCCCAACCCACUGCAGGAGGACUUGGAUGGUGACGGUGUUGGUGAUGUGUGCCAGAAGGAUUUUGAUAAUGACACCAUCAUCGAUCCCAUUGAUGUUUGUCCAGAAAACGCUGAAGUCACCCUGACCGACUUCAGGGAGUACCAGACAGUUGUGUUAGAUCCCGAGGGAGAUGCACAGAUUGACCCCAACUGGGUGGUGCUAAACCAGGGCCGAGAAAUUGUCCAAACUAUGAACAGUGACCCUGGACUGGCUGUUGGUUAUACUGCAUUUAGCGGAGUGGACUUUGAGGGUACGUUUCACGUAAACACGGUAACGGAUGACGACUACGCUGGCUUCAUCUUUGGGUACCAGGAUAGCUCCAGUUUCUACGUGGUGAUGUGGAAGCAGGUGGAACAGAUCUACUGGCAGGCAAACCCGUUCAGAGCCGUGGCACAGCAGGGCAUCCAGCUCAAGGCAGUCAAGUCAAACACAGGUCCAGGUGAGAAUCUGAGGAAUGCCCUGUGGCACACAGGUGAUACCAACGAACAGGUGAAACUUCUUUGGAAAGAUCCUCGAAAUGUCGGCUGGAAAGACAAGACUUCCUACCGCUGGUCCCUGCAACAUCGACCGGCUGAGGGCUACAUCAGGGUUCGUUUUUUCGAAGGUCCCCAGAUGGUGGCAGACACAGGCGUCAUCAUAGACGCCACAAUGAGAGGGGGCAGACUCGGCGUCUUCUGCUUCUCCCAGGAAAACAUCAUCUGGGCUGACCUCAGUUAUCGCUGCAACGACACUCUUCCUGAAGACUUUGACAGCUACCAAGCCCAGCUGGUGGCCUGACGAAGAUGCACAAGCCCAAAUUAAACGCUUUGCAACAUACAACUAAAGUCCAGGAAAAAAAUAUGUUAUGGAGGGUCAAUAAUAAAAGCUACUUCACAGACAAAUGGGAUAACAGUAAACCCUUUCCAGAAGAGACUGAUGAAAUAAAAUGGAAAUUUUAUUAGUUUAGUUUUGACUAACCAUACAUUAGUUUUAGAUGUUGCUGCCAUCACGAAAAAGACUGAACACUGAAAUGUCGACCUCUGUGAAUGAAUUUAGUGCAACAUAAUUUCACAUAUUUAAAAAUAUGCCAUUUAAUAUGAUGUAAGUCCAUUUAUUUGAUGGUUUUUGGGAUGUAGCUUUAAUAUGAAAACAUAAGGAGUAAUGGUGCUGUGGAUUUGUUACAGCCACAGAAGCUGGGGAGAUUUCACCUGUAGAAGGAAGAACAAAUUCAAGAAAAUGGUUAUUCAAAAGCAAACAAGAUAGUGUUUUAAAAAAACCAUGAAUAAAAAUAUUUCAGGAAUUUGUACCAAUCCUCACCCGAGUAUCCUGGUUUGACCUCAAGCAGAAAGGUGGACAGCAUGGAAUAAAAGGAGCUGCAGAUUCAGAUGUGGUCAGCCACGAGGUCCUAAAGGGUUCCGGUGUGUUGUAGUGAUAGCAAAGCUUUUAUUCACGUUUGUUCAUGUAUCUACAAAAUAAAACCCGUUUAUCCAGUCUUAUUGACUUUAGAGCAGCUGCUUUAACCUCCUGCACCAUCAAAGUCUGAGUGAUGCCCUCAGUGAUGUUCUAGCAUCAUUUACCACAGUAGACAAAAAGACAAAUCAAUGAAAACCUGGCAGAUGAACCACGAAUGUCAGUCGGUGGGGGGGUGGGGGUGGGGCUGAAUAUCUGAAAGGAUGAUCAGCAGCAAAGGAGCGUCAUAACUGAUGAUCUCUUCUGUUUCUCUUCAGUUUAUUCUGCUCAGAUGAACUUGGAUCUCCGUCAGCUUCAGAUCUGAUCGGAAGUCUGCAGAUUUUAUACAUGCACAGAGAACUGGUGGACUCAUUAGGAACCACGUCUGAGAGAAUUAACCUCAUCUUUAAUGUGAAAAUGACAAAGGAGCAGGAAAAUAAGCCAAAUACCAUUUCUGGAAUGAACAUGAAGAAUACCUGGGUGUUUAUUAUUGCUGUUAUGUUUUUUUAUCAUUAUCAAUCUCUUUAGAAUCAAUAAAGUAUGUUAGAAAUGAA
Messenger RNA from Nothobranchius furzeri (turquoise killifish), 3592 nucleotides. RefSeq names its product cartilage oligomeric matrix protein (gene comp). Gene Ontology annotation, cellular component: extracellular region. The record is from RefSeq and is a predicted model, not a curated record. Gene Ontology annotation, biological process: cell adhesion. Lineage: Eukaryota; Metazoa; Chordata; Actinopteri; Cyprinodontiformes; Nothobranchiidae. Gene Ontology annotation, molecular function: calcium ion binding.